Diuraphis noxia (Russian wheat aphid) is the source of this 3696-nucleotide messenger RNA. Its product is annotated as small G protein signaling modulator 2-like. The record is from RefSeq and is a predicted model, not a curated record. Lineage: Eukaryota; Metazoa; Arthropoda; Insecta; Hemiptera; Aphididae. Gene Ontology annotation, biological process: activation of GTPase activity. Gene Ontology annotation, molecular function: GTPase activator activity.
UCGGUGGGCGGUCCUCCAUCGGCCGUCCGCCAGUCCGCCCUCGUCGAUCGCGGUGUUUCCAUAUUCUGUAGUGUCGACUAUUCUUACGACCAAUCUUUCUGCCUGUCCAUCGGUCAAUCAGUCAGUCCGCCCGUCGUUGCUGCCGCGGUUGUUCGACACGUCUUGCGCGCGGCGGUAGGUUGCGGGAGUGUUUGUUCUUGUAGUACACCCUUUACGACUUUUUACCACAGUUCCACCCUCUAUUGACGCCAACGUUUUUCGAACGGUCGUCGCGUCGAUAUUGUUAUAGUUAACAAAUAUUAAAUAAGUAUUGCACGGCCGCCGAGGUAUUAAUUAUUGAAGCCUAAUUUAUUGGUACGUGUCCAAAAUCUUCACCACCGUCACUUGUUGAAUGCCAUAAACUCAUCCCUUUUUGUUCAUCGAUCCGCGGUCACGACGAUGGAAUCGAACAACACUAGUAAAAAGUUCAAGGAGCAACUCAUCAAAAAUGUGAAGAAAGAGGUGAAACAAAUAAUGGAAGAAGCUGUAACUAGGAAGUUUGUACAUGAAGAAAGUGGCUCAAUUACAUCUCUUUGUGCUGCUGUUGAAGCAUGUCUAUCUCAAGGAUUGAGGCGAAGAGCAUUGGGAUUAUUUAAAACUAGUUCAACCACAGCAUUAUUACAUAAAAUGGCAAAAAAUUUUGAACCUGCCUCCAUAAUUAGUCAGAAAGUUCAAGAAAUGGAAAAUAUUGACCCAAAUAAUGAUAGCUGUGCAACAAGAGCUGCAUCCGUAAACAGUACAUUAACUAAUAGUAUAACACUUCCGAAUGUUCAUCCACCACCUUUGACAAAGAAAAAUUCAGCAGGUAGUGGUUUGGGCCCAACGUCCAUUACUCUUCCUAAGUACUUAUGGAUUCGUCUAGCAUUGUUUGAAAAACUUUUAGCUGUAAUAAUUGACCAUUUAGUUCAAAAUUGCAGUAAAUAUUACGAAAAAGAUUCCUUGGUAGCAGAUCCAGAUUAUGGAAGCAUUUUAAGUUCAUUACUUGUUGGACCGUGUGCUUUAGAUUAUUCUCGUACAAAAUCACAUGAUCAAUUUUGGACAGAUCCACCUGCCGAUGAAUUAGUUCAAAGACACCGUAUAUCCAGCGGUUAUCAUACAUCUCCGCCAUGCCGUACUCCCAUAAAUUAUCGUAGAAAUUUACAUGCUACAAGUAAUGAUGAUAAUCAAAGACAAACACCUAUAUCUGCUAAAGACUAUGUGGAAUCAUUGCAUCAAAAUAAUAGAGUUACUCUACUGUACGGGAAAAAUAAUGUUUUAGUUUUACCGAAGGAUGUAACUGAACCUAUGGCAGGUUACUUGUCUUUACAUCAAACUGCUAGUUCAUUGAUAAUAAAAUGGACUCCAAAUCAACUUAUGAACUGUCAUUCUCCGGGUGCUAAUCAGAAUGAUCAACCUGAAAUUGAUGCAACUGAUAAAAGCCAAUAUUGGGACUAUGCAAUGAAUGUUAAUGUAGAUGAAAUAGUGUAUGUUCAUUGUCAUCAACAAGGAAAUGACAAUGGCGGAACUAUAGUUUUAGUUGCACAAGAUGGCGUACAACAACCACCCAUACAUUUUCCUCAAGGAGGACACUUACUAGCAUUCCUUACUUGUUUAGAAAAUGGACUUUUACCUCAUGGUCAACUGGAUCCUCCAUUGUGGCCUCAAAGAGGCAAAGGAAAAGUUUUUCCUAAACUUCGAAGAAAAGGGCGAUCCCAAAUACAAGAUAUUUCUAAUGAUUUAUCUAGCAACACAGAAGAAUCUCGAGAUUAUGUAUUUCAAAUAAUUAGUAAAGCUAGACAUGAAGAAUUUUUAUCUAGGGGAGAAGAAAUAUUGGAUUCAAAAAUUUGGUCUAUGCCUUCAGCUGCAAAUAACAUGCUUAGCAGAGUAAGAGGUCAUUUGGAAUCAUCAUCGACUAAUUCAUCAACAUCUACAUCAAGUAGCUUGGAUCCUGUGGCUUCUCCAUUAUUAAUAAAUAUUCAAAAUACGAGUAAAGAUACAGGCGAUUCUUUACUAAUCCUAUGUGAAACAAUGAAAAAGCAAAUCAUAUCUAGAGCAUUUUAUGGUUGGCUUGCAUAUUGUCGUCAUUUAACUACUGUGCGAACUCAUUUAUCUGGUCUUGUAAACACUGUGAUAAUAGAUUCUAGUGAUGCUGAAACAGGAUUGACUAAGGAAAAAUGGUAUUCAUUUAAAAAUAAUUCAAACCUUGUAAAUGAUGACACCAAAUUAGAAAUUUUUAGACUCACUUAUUUUGGUGGUGUCCAACAUGAGAUACGAAAAGAAGUUUGGCCAUUUUUAUUGGGACACUAUAAAUUUGGUAGUACAAUUGAAGAACGAAAUACUGUUGACUUACGUUGUAAGCAAGAGUAUGAAACAACAAUGUCUGAGUGGAUGGCAGUUGAAGCAAUAAUCAGACAAAAAGAUCGUGAAACAAUGGCAGCUAAUUUAGCAAAACUUUCAAGUGAAAGUACAUCUGGUGGAGAUGCACCUCCACCAUCUCCAAACACCUCAAAAGUUCUUAGUCAAGAACUCAGUAAUGAUGUAUUUGAAGAUAACAUUAAUUUCUCGUCUGACGAAGAUAAUCCUCCAGUUGUUGAUGAUACUCAAUUAGAACACAAUGCCGAAUUUUGUGAUAAUCYCACCAAUCAAACAAAUACAAAAAAACAUAUUGAAAAUAUACCUAAAGAAAUUGAUUGUGAUAAAAAAUCUUUAUCAUCAGAUGAAGGAUUAGGUAAAGAUGAAGUUACUGAAAAAGACAUGACAGUUAAAAAAAAUACAUCUGAAGAUACAUCUUUAUAUUGUUCUACUUCAGUAAUUGUCACUACAAAUAUAAGUCAAGAAAAAACUGUGGACAAUCUUAAUGAUGAAAAUGAUAAAACAGAUAGUAAAGAUAAUAAUAACACUUCUAAAUUAGCAGUAGAUGACAACGAAGGAGCUGGAGGAUCUAAUUAUGAACAAAGGUCUGCUUGCAUAUCUCCGGCAAGUUCCCAAGGAGGAAUAUACCCAGUGGAAUUAGUUGAAAAUUUUGGACUUAAUGUGCAUAGAAUUGAUAAGGAUGUUCAACGAUGUGAUAGGAAUUAUCCUUAUUUUACUCUUGAAAAUCUAGAUAAACUUAGGAAUAUAAUAUGCACAUACGUUUGGGAUCAUUUAGAAAUGGGAUAUAUGCAAGGAAUGUGUGAUCUUGUUGCUCCUCUUUUAGUUAUUUUAGAUGAUGAAACUUUAUCUUAUUCAUGUUUUUGCUUAUUAAUGGAAAGAAUGUCGGCCAAUUUUCCACACAGCGGUGGUGCUAUGGACACACAUUUUGCUAAUAUGAGAUCUCUAGUACAAAUAUUAGAUUCAGAAAUGUUUGAACUUAUGCACGAAAAUGGAGAUUUCACUCACUUUUAUUUUUGUUAUCGAUGGUUUUUGUUGGAUUUUAAGCGAGAAUUAUUAUACGAUGACGUAUUUACGGUAUGGGAAACAAUAUGGGCUGCCAAAGAGAUGUCUUCUUCUCAUUUUGUGCUUUUCUUUGCUCUUGCUCUUGUGGAAACAUACAGAGAUAUUAUUUUGGCCAACCAUAUGGAUUUCACAGACAUCAUCAAAUUUUUCAAUGAAAUGGCAGAACAUCACGACGCUAAAACUGUCUUAUCACUUGCAAGAAAUUUAGUAUUACAACUACAGACAUUAAUAGAAAAUAAAUAA